Exophiala aquamarina CBS 119918 is the source of this 969-nucleotide messenger RNA. RefSeq lists its product as uncharacterized. The record is from RefSeq and is a predicted model, not a curated record. Gene Ontology annotation, cellular component: membrane. Lineage: Eukaryota; Fungi; Ascomycota; Eurotiomycetes; Chaetothyriales; Herpotrichiellaceae. Bases 1 to 969 code for a protein of 322 amino acids. The transcript has 3 exons.
AUGGCAAAGUGUGAUUUAGCAGCAGCCUACGAAGACGACAGCAUAGCUUGGGUCUAUUGCCCAUCGUUUGCAGCUGCGGUUUUGUUUGCUGUCUUAUUUGGUCUGUCAACAGUCACACAUAUAAUUCAGGCUAUCAGGUUUCGAAAAAGGUUUUGCUGGGUUAUAAUCAUGGCUGGCUUAUGGGAGACCUCUGGCUUUACAGUUCGGUCAUACUCAGCAAGACAAUUUCGUGGGCUAGGGCAUUUCAUUCCUCAACAGCUUUUGAUCAUCCUUGCGCCGAUCUGGACCAACGCGUUCGUCUAUAUGGUUGCCGGACGCAUGAUUCAUUUCCUCGUCCCCGAGAAGAAAAUCUUUGGAAUUGGUGCACGCAGGUUGACCUUGCUCUUUGUGGUAUUGGAUAUGUUUGCCUUCCUCAUCCAAGGCUCGUCGUCCAGUCUAAUGUCCUCAGAUGAUUCUGAAUCAGUGAGAAUUGGCAUUAAGAUAUAUAUGGUUGGCGUUGGUGUUCAAGAGGCCUUCAUCGUCUUAUUUAUCGUCCUCGCUGGUCGUUUCCAAUACCGAAUGACUCAAGAGGAAUUCGUUCGUCCCAUCCCCCACCGUUGGCGACGCCUACUGUAUACGCUCUACAUUGCACUCGGCCUCAUUACAGUUCGGAUCAUCUUCAGGCUCGUGGAGUACCCUAAUGGCGAGUACAGCCACGUCGCGAGGCACGAGGCGUAUUUCUACUGCCUUGAAGCCCUCCCAAUGGUAGCGUCACUAGUCAUGUUCAAUGCCAUACACCCUGCCUUGGUGCUUAUCGGCCCGGAUAGCGAGUUUCCAAAGAAAGUGAAGAAAUCAAGAGCAGAGAGAAAGGCAGACAAAGAGAAUAAAAAAGCACAAGGAAAUUAUUCUUUAACUACAGGGGCUAGAAAUGGGGUCGAUGGAUUUGGUAGUGGAAGUGGAAGUGGCAUGGACAUUGAAAUGCGUGUGUAA